AUGUCUGCGGGCGGGCCGAUCGCCAAGGUUUCCGAGGGACAGGACCUCUACCCGCACGGCCUUGCAUGCAUCUCGGGGAAGAAGGACGUCCACGCGAUCCUGAACAGGCUGGAUGGCGACUUCGAGAUCAUCGACAUGGAGAAGAGCGCGUUCGUGAAGCCGCAGAGCUGCUCGUUCGGCCAAGACGGGGGGCGCCGCCGGCGCUGGGACAUGGUCGUCUCGCACCCGUCCGUGGCCGUGCUAUUGUACAACCGCACGCGGGACGCCCUGGUGCUCGUGCGGCAGUUCCGCCCGCCCGUGUACGCCUCGGAGAUGCGCGACAAGGGCGCGCUGCCGAUGUCCGGCGGCCUCACGUACGAGCUCUGCGCAGGCAUCGUCGACAAGGACAAGUCUCUCGCGGAGAUCGCCAAGGAGGAGGUGCUGGAGGAGUGCGGGUACGACGUGCCGCUGGCGUCGAUCAAGCCGCUGACGUCGUUCAUCAGCGCGAUCGGCAUCUCCGGGUCGCGGCAGGCGAUCUUCUACGCAGAGGUGGACGACGCGCAAAAGGUGGCCGACGGCGGCGGGACGGACGCGGACGGCGAGGCCAUCGAGGUGCUGGCGCUGCCCAUGGCCAACCUCGAGGACUUCUUGAUCGACGACUCGCUCGCCAAGUCCGGCGGGCUCAUGUUCGCCGCGAUGUGGUUCAAGCACCGCAUGGGCGGGAAGCUGUGA
Messenger RNA from Pedinophyceae sp. YPF-701, 711 nucleotides. NCBI's taxonomy places the organism in Eukaryota, Viridiplantae, Chlorophyta, Pedinophyceae. The record is from the annotation of a GenBank genome assembly.